Zophobas morio is the source of this 1654-nucleotide messenger RNA. RefSeq lists its product as uncharacterized. The transcript is spliced from 13 exons. The record is from RefSeq and is a predicted model, not a curated record. The coding region runs from base 273 to 1139 and encodes 288 amino acids. Lineage: Eukaryota; Metazoa; Arthropoda; Insecta; Coleoptera; Tenebrionidae.
UUUUUUAUAUUUAAGAAAUGAGGAAACUGUAGUAACGGUAAGUAUUUUUGUGGACCAGCGGAGAUCCUUCCCAUGCUUUUCCAACUAAAAAAGAACUCGAGGAAUUUUUUCAGAAUCUGGAUUUAUCUACUUUACAGAGUAAAAAAGAGAUUAAUAACUUUAAGGAAAGAAAAAGUUUAAUUUCCUAUGACGUUAAAGAAGAACUGCAGACUUAUGAUGCUGUGGAUUCUGCGAGUUCUACUAAAACUUCGGAAGAGUUUUUUCAUUUAAAAAUGGAAGAAGCUUAUGAAAAUAUAGCAAAGUUUGAAGAAGAAGUGAGGGUACUCCAAACGGAGUUAAGCACAGAAAAAGCGGAGUUGGAAGUCUCAAUUCUUCGAAAAAAUACAGUACCUGACAACCUUGUCUUCCAAUCAAGAUUUUAUAAAAAUUUGCAGAAGCAGGCUGCGGAUUCGCAGAUGAUUCUGUUUAACGAGAACUUAUUGGUCGAUUCUCUAUGGACUGAGCGUGAAAAGUGUCACCAGAAUUACAUAUCAUUGUUGGAAAAGUUCAACUCAUUCGAUGAAGAGAAUAAUACUACUUGCAAAGAGACCAUUUACCGCACAGAAGCGCAAAUACUAGCCAAUAAACGGGAAAUAGAAAAAAUAAAAUGUGAAGUUGAUCGACAGAAACACCAAAAGAACUUUAGUUUCGUGCAUCAAGAGGUGCAACUGCUUCUUGAAUCCUUGCAGCUCGAGUACUCUUAUCUUUGCAAGGAAGCUCAGCGGCUGCGCGCGCUACAUAGUGACAGUGAAGCCCAUUCACCGCUCCUAAAAAACGUGACUUCUACUACUUUGAAAGAAGACUUAUUAGAAGCCUAUCAAAAAAAGAAUACUUCAGCCCUUCAAAGUAUAAUCCACUCAAUUAUUACUUUUAAAAAAAGUGUUGAAGAAGAAAGUGAAAAUGAACAAAAGCUGAUGAAAGAUAUGCAGAAAAUCAUUCAAGCGUAUGAAGCAUUGGGCCAACAAAGUAAUCGUCUUUCUAGUAAACUUGCUGGAAACGAGAAAAGGAACAAAGAUUUACUGGAUAAGGAAAAUUACUUUUUGUAUUUCGUAGUAUAUUGGUUUCACUAUUUUAUUAAAAUAGCAUUUGAAUUAUCAUAAACUUCGUCAAGCUGCGUUGGAGGAGAAAAAAUCUGUACAGCACAAACUUGAAGCCCUUCAAAAACGAAGUCGUCAUCUUGACGAACAAAGCGCGACUUUAUUAGAAAAGCAAAGACAAGUUGACUCUCAGACAGUUUACCUGGAAAAUGAUUUGUUUGAAAAAAAACAGAUGCUGGAAAAAUUAAAAAUAAAAACAUUGGAGCAUGCACAAACUUUUGAUGAAUGGACUUGUAUAUACUCCAACGCUUAUGAGGACCACAAAAAGCUCCUUGAAGCAUAUGAAGCAAAAAAGAUACUGCUAAUGAAGCAUCUUACUCUACGAAAAAAGCUGGAAGAAGAAGAAAAAGUUCUCUCGAGUAAAGUAAGGCAGUACAAAAGCCCCCGCGGUGGCCGCCAUAAUGAGCUUGUGAAAGAGAUCGAAGUUCACCAGCAAUUUUUGAAUUGCUCGCUUUGUAAACUUCGACGCAAAAAUACGAUCAUCACAAAAUGCUUCCAUGUAUUUUGUUCCGUUUGUU